Miscanthus lutarioriparius is the source of this 453-nucleotide messenger RNA. NCBI's taxonomy places the organism in Eukaryota, Viridiplantae, Streptophyta, Magnoliopsida, Poales, Poaceae. The record is from the annotation of a GenBank genome assembly.
AUGCUCCGGCGCGCCGCCACUACGGCUACGCUCAACGACCACGAGGCGGCGUGGUUCCGUCAUCUCACCCGUAGGCCGGUGACGCUUCCGCCCGCGCAUCUCGGGCGCCACUACCGUCCGCAGGCCCAACUCCAACCCCCACGCGCCGUGGUGUCGGCGCCGCCGCUCCCGGGCCUGCUGUGUGGCGCGCGGGGCUACAGCUACAGGCGCAUGGCGCGGCGCAUCCCGAUCGCGAGGCCUGACGGGUACUCCAGCUCCGACGGCGAGGCGGAGGACCCGGACGCGCGCGAGGCCGCCGGGGAGAUCACGGAGCCGGUCGGCGGCGAGGGCGCGGAGGGCGACGACGACUCGGAGGGCAGCGAGGUUGAGGGGUUCAUGCUAGACUUGGGCUCCUUGUCCGGCUCCGGCAACGGCGACGGCGACGAGGAGGGCACGGAAGAGGGAGGAAAGUAG